UUUCCGUACAUAAACCGUUGUUUUGUUGACACUUUUCGCUAUCAGCUGACUGCCCGCUGAGACGAUGAUCAGCUCCGCUCAAACCGACCCUCUCAGGUUGAUUUUCAGAGCUGAGGAACCAUCAGCAGAGUUCAGGAAGCAAUCACAUUUAUGUUGAGGGGAGCAGCAGCUGAGAAUGGCCGCUGUUUGCUAACGAGUCACUGACCAUUAGCCCGUUAGCAGCUUUAGCUCCAAGCUAACAGGCAGCUUCAUUAACCGAUGUUUGGAGAGGUCAUGGAGGGGAUUUUAUACAAGUGGACUAAUUACAUGACAGGUUGGCAGCCACGCUGGUUCGUCCUAGAAGACGGAGUAAUCUCGUACUACGACAGCGAGGAUGACGUUGGUAAAGGCAGCAAAGGAUCCAUCAAGAUGUCUGUGUGUGACAUUAAAGUUCAUCCAACAGAUUCGACUCGCCUGGAGUUGAUCAUUCCCGGCGAGCAGCAUUUCUACGUGCGAGCUGUUAACGCCGCAGAAAGACAGAGGUGGCUGGUGGCUUUGGGAUCAUCCAAAGCUGGAACUCUGGAAAGCCACAAACACAGGGGUUCAGACUGUCUGAAAACCAAGAUGUCUGAACUUCGUUUGUACUGUGACCUGCUGGUCCAGCAAGUCCAAACGAUCCAAUCACAGCACACUGCAGAUCCAGAAACCCCGCCUACUUCUGAGGCCUCACUGCUCAGUGCCACAUGUGAGACGUUCAUCAGGACUUUGGAGGAGUGUAUGAGCCUGGCCAACCAGAGUUUGACCCCUGACCUUCGACCUCCUGAAAGGAUGAAGCGGUCCAUCAGCCACCCUGGAACAUACAGCUUUGACAGGUCAGGAGUACUAAAGGAGUAUGUGAGUGGAGGUCAGAGGUCAGCCCACCGCAGACAUCGGACGUCCUCCGACAGCUCUGUCUAUGAGACUGAACGUUUGCUGCCCACUCUGAACGGCGACCCGUCCUCCAUUCCUGAGGAGAGGGGAAGCAGCAUGAGUCCAAAGACCACACCGACAGACACAGACACCGAUCUGUCUAUCUGAACACCUGAUGUGCAUCCAAGCUCGGAUGAGAAUGAAGUAAAGGUUGAGUUAGCCGCUAUUCAGUCUAGGAUUUAGGAUUGUCCCUCCUGUGUUUUCCCAGCAGAAUCAGCUGAGCACCUUGGAGUCAUUCAGCUUCUUUCUGUCAGUGGUUCAUUUACACACUGGAGAGGUGGAAAGGGCAGCAGACUCUUUUGUAACGCUGAGCUGUGAUGCUUUAACACUCUGGGAUUAGAAGAGCCUACAUCAGCAGGGUGCCACAAUUCUGGACUUUGGGCAGGAGACACCAGGUCCUGCUUCAGUAAAACGCAGCUGAGGCAGCUCGUUGGCACAACGUGAACAUGAUUAACUGUGAAUUGCUGGUUUCUGGACUGAUGCUGCUUUAAAAGGCCUGAGAAUGUAGAUCUGUCUGUUGGGAAGUUUUAGUGGCUCUGAUGUUGGAUGUCUUCUUGUUUUUCUGGUUUCUUGCUGAAAACAAAAGCUUCAUCCUUCUUAGUGUCAGCUUUGAUCUCAAGCUUCUUACUUGUAGAAGUUCCUCGUGUUGACCUAAUCUAUUGACCAAUUAUAAAAAGAUGUAUCUACCCUGCGCUCUUGGUAUGGUAAAAAGAAAAAUAUCUUACUGAUUCACGUCUCUUUAAACCAAUCUCAGCACUGAGCUCAGAAGGUAACCUGGUUUUAUUGGAACUGAUGCCCAUGCAGAGCAGACGUUUACAGUUAAUCACUCAUAGGAAUAAUAAUCCAGCAGCCAUGUCUACACAAUCUAAAUGUUGUUACUAAUAAGCAGGCUCCGUCCUGACGUGUUCGAUGAGCUGCAGGCAGACCAGAUGAAGGGAGCUGACUGGUUACUGAUACCUUCAGUGUGAAUAUAUAAAGGGUUUUGUUUUUGGUAAUAUUGGUACGUUGAUCACUUCCUGUUUUUUAGUAGUAAAUACCAGUCCAGUGUGACAUCGAGGCCAUGAUGAAACUGAGCUGGGUGAGGUAUUUUUUUCUAUGAAUGUAUGUCUGGAGAUGGAAUAGCUGACAUGAGUGUAAGACAAGGCAGCCAUCUUUCUGUAUAUCAUCUUUAACUUGGCUGUGAUGUUGCAGAGGCUUGAUGUAAAAAUUGUUUACUGGAUUACAAAAGCAGGAAGUAGUUUUGUGAACUUUAGGUUACUGUACAUUACAGCAACUGCAAUCUGAAAAUACAAACGGCUGCAUUAUUCAAAGUUUUGACAUGGGUUUUAUGUUAACCGGUCAUUUUGCUCCUUCACCAUUUUGUACCUUCAAUGUUUGGACCAUUCGGUACUGGACUGUUUCUGCCACAGGAUGCUUUGUUCCAACCACGUGUCGAUUUGUACCCACCAGUGGGUUUUUUGUGCCUACUUAAAGAACUUAGUCAUUUUCUACACAUGUUCUACUGUAAGGAAAUAUAAGGCAUGUGACUCCAAUAAAAAAUACUCAUGGAGUUAUUUAUGUUUAAUCAGGGGUCCUAAUCUGUUAUCUUUCUUAAGGAUUGACUGAAUCAAAUGGAACAGAACCAAAAUAUAUGGAAAAAUAUUGCAAAGUUUUCAGGAUAUGGAUAGUGAAAGUUGAUCAAGUUUAUCAUUCAUGAAAACACUUAAAUACAAAGAAAAAUAAAUCAAUACUGCGUGGUUAAACAUAUAGAACACAAGAACACAAACUGGUGAUGGGGCAAACUAAACAAGCUGAUGAAGUCCUAUGACUUCAUCAGAGAGCGAUCUUUUAAUAGCUCUCUGUGUCUGUGUUCUGGAAACUGUGCAGUUUGAGUAACGAAACAAAAUAAAAUGUCCUCAACCUCAGGACAUUGGCAGUGGCAGAAUGUCGGUACGUUUUUGUUUGAAAUGUCACCUUUAACCAAGCCCAUCAAUUCAUAUUUCAGAAAACUAAAUCCAAGCCGGACUUUGAUAAAUCACUGCUGAGGUUUUCUGUUUGUGAUAGAGCCUGUGGUUUAAACACAUGUAAAAGGAGUGGAAUAAUGUUACAUAAAUCAAUGUUUCAUGAAUACUUCAUUUUACAGCUCACAGUUCAAUAUGAGUUUGACAAAGUGGCAAAAAGAAAAGAAUGCCAGAUUUGAGUUUUUUUCUCUUAUUUUUAACACAAAAAACUCACACUUCUGCUAUCGUAAAAUAAAUCUCUGUUUUUAUAAAAUGUGCCCUUAACCUUAGUGAAACUAAAAUGCGAAACAGGAUUUAAUACCUCCUGUCAGUGUGAAGUUACUGAAUAAUGGUUAAACACCCUCCGGUAACCUUAUGCGACACCAUGUGGCCAUUAGAUGGUACUUGACUAUUAGCUGCCACUAGGUGGCAGUGCUCUGAAGCCUGAGCAAGGGUUAUGGACAUAACUUUAAGUUUGGUUCUAGAUUUUCAGGAUCACAAGGCCAGUUCACUUCUUACUUGAAUAUGUCACCAUGGUAACCUUUGCUGGGAGCCAGUUUCCAGAUUAGAGAUAAGUACAUGUGAAAGCACUGCCUCUAGUGAUCGGUAAGGCGAUAGUCAGAUUCUAGAGCUUUCUUCACUAAAAUGAUGCAAGGUGUUAUGAAACUCAGAGUUGUAGUUCAAUUCGGAUAAAGACACCUGUCCGAUUAUGUAUGAUGCUAACGAUGCUUAAAAGCUCUUUGAAGCUUUUGGUGCAAAUUACCCAAAGUUUUGCUAAAUGUCCUGCCACCACUAGGUGCCGCUAGAGUUUAAGCAUUCGAGGCUUUGAGACAAAUUGCCUAGAGUACAGGAGGCUUCAAACCCUUGAUGAAGAGUCAGCAGCACACCGCUGGCCAUGUAAUAAUCAGAGCAGUUGGAGCAUUGAAAAAUAAAUGACAAUGAUAGCAGUGGGAAAAAAGCCUCUGUUUCCUAAAUUACAGCUAUCGUGCAUUACAGUAUAGUGAAGGCUGCUUCAUACUCCCCAAAAUCACAUCAUGUUGUGUCUGUAUGUUCAUAUUUAUAUCUAAAUUACCUAAUUAAAUGUUGAGACAAUUUUAAAAUCACAGUCCAAGCUUAAAAAUGUGACUUCUGGCAUAAAUAACAGAAAACAAAGUUAGAAUUUAGAAGAUCUCUGCCUGAUGAUGUGGUUGUGAUGUCUUCCAAGUUAUACAUCAAACAUUUUUGUUUCUUUUUUUUAUACAAGCAUCCCUCCUUCAUCCUAAUAGUGAUUGGCUCUCAGAUCUCCAUUGUAAGGGUUAGUCAGCCAGAUUCCUCUGAGGAAUCCUGCGAAUGUUGAGCCUGCUUUUGGCUAUGGGGGGCAGGUGUUGCAAAGGGUGUGAAGUCUGACCCGUUCUGCUCACCAACUCUGUAGGUCUCCGGGAGCUUAAACUAUUUCACUCAGCUGGUUUAUAUAUAAACAGAAAUGUCUUUGAGUCCUUUGCAUGUCAAUGUCGGCCAUUAAUGCAUUGAUUUGAUGUGGAGUGUUUUAGACGGUAACAUCAUCUACUUGUUUUCUGUUGUGGCACUUAACAUGAAGUAAUAAAAACACAUGUGUGUUCUUUUUUUUCUGUGACUAAGAUUAUUAUUUUUAUUCUGUUUGCACGCACCCAACUGUGACGCCUGUACUGUAUCUGCUUGUUACCUUCUACACUCCUGUAAAGAAAUUCAAAAACAAAGAAAAAACACGAUCGUCUGAUUAGACCUUAUCAAUCUUUAUUAGGAUUUUUUGAAAACAUUCAAAUGUUAACGCUUGCCAAAAUUUGAAGCUGUUGUAUUUUUAUAUUUCCAUGGGAAAUCAUUUUACUAUCAGCCUUUUUUAAAUCUUAUUCAUGUCCACAUAAACCCACCACAGCUUGUAUUUUUUUCCACGGGAAAAUGAAGAUAUUCAAUAACUUUGUAUUGCUUUCUCCAACAUACAGUAUUUAAAUGUGGCUGUUUUGCACUUUAAAGUGAUUCUGUCAGUGUUCAGGCUCUGAAAGUAGAAUAAAGUGACAUCUUUAUGAUGUGACGGAUUAUGCUGAUUUUCAUGUGGGUGUUGUUUGGAACUUCCUGAGUGUGUAAAUACAAAAAAACAGAGAUUAGGAGAAAUGUUCAUUGUAUUGAAAGAAAAUCGUAUUAUAUGAAGACCCAUCAAUCUUAGUUACUGUUUUCUUUACAACCUAAUUGUUACAUUUAAAUUUCUUUGUUGAAAUGUUUAAUCACUCAGUAUUUAUAUUAAAACCAAAGGAAAGAUUCCGAUUACUUGUAGUUCUCACAUUUGUUGGGUAAAUCAGCGGUGCACUGGUUGGUGAAUCUUUUAGCCUGACUUUUGGGACCUUUUGGAAGGGUUCUGUUAGCUGUGCCAUUCUCUUUUAAUGUAGGUUUUAUUGAGAUCAGUAUACAAAAUGACAGACUAAAGCUGAAGCUAAUGGUUCUUGAUAUAUAUCUUUAUAGAGUAGCAAAAGAUAAUUCAUCUCCUGAAUUCCUUUUUUAGCCAAAUAUCAGGAGAUGCCUUAAGAGUCUGCACAAAGUGGCAUGUGGUUUUUAUCACAUCUGAUUUUUAUUGACCAAAUAAAGUUUUUGAAGCUGA
Messenger RNA from Girardinichthys multiradiatus, 5535 nucleotides. It is a transcript of the gene plekha3, whose product is annotated as pleckstrin homology domain containing, family A (phosphoinositide binding specific) member 3. The coding region runs from base 259 to 1056 and encodes 265 amino acids. Gene Ontology annotation, cellular component: trans-Golgi network; early endosome; recycling endosome. The record is from RefSeq and is a predicted model, not a curated record. Gene Ontology annotation, biological process: receptor recycling; endosome organization; retrograde transport, endosome to Golgi. The transcript is spliced from 8 exons. NCBI's taxonomy places the organism in Eukaryota, Metazoa, Chordata, Actinopteri, Cyprinodontiformes, Goodeidae.